This is a messenger RNA of Oldenlandia corymbosa var. corymbosa, 2130 nucleotides long. The record is from the annotation of a GenBank genome assembly. NCBI's taxonomy places the organism in Eukaryota, Viridiplantae, Streptophyta, Magnoliopsida, Gentianales, Rubiaceae.
AUGUCUGCCGCGCUCUUCCGUCGAAGCACGGCGGCUUUUAACUUUUACCGCCAUCUCCGCAGCUCGUAUUUCCACAGUUCACUGGCCCACUCCCUUGAACAAACCGGUCUCUACGGAAUCGAGCACCUGAAGACUCCCAAAGGCUUUCGACGCAUGGUUGACGAUGCCAUAGAAAGGUCUGAUGAACUCGUGACAUUUAUCUCCGGAAUGCCGCCUGCACCUCAAAUUAUUCGAGCUAUGGAUGAGAUAUCGGAUACCGUUUGUAAAGUGAGCGACUCUGCAGAAUUAUGUAUGGCCACACAUCCAGAUAGGGAAUUCGUCAUGGAGGGAAAGAAGGCUUCUCUGAGGAUUAAUGAGUACAUACAUCAUCUUAAUACAAAUAAUAGCUUGUAUAAGGGGGUAAUGAAAGCUGAACAGGAUGCUCAUUUGUUGACUGAAGAAGCUCAAAGGGUAGCCCAGUAUUCACGUCGUGACUUUGAAAAGGGGGGCAUUCAUCUACCUGCUGAAAAACUGGAGCAAGCUAAUCGGUUACAUCUGGAUAUUCUUCAGCUAUGUAGAGAGUUCAGUGAGAAUAUUAUGACUGACCCGGGUCAUGUGGAUAUCUUUCCAGCAUCAGUUAUCCCUAAAAGGUUGCAUCAUCUCGCGAAGCCCAUCUAUCGGACAUCAUCUGGCAUAGCCAGGCAAUCAAUAUGGCCAUCAGAAGAAAUGAAAGAAAAAGGUUUCCGAUUGCCUACCGAUCCAAGUUCUCUGUUCUCAAUAAUGCAAUGGGUACCAGAUGCUGAGGCUAGGAAAAUGGCUUAUAUCCAAGGGAACUCAGUCCCACAUGCGAAUCUUAGAGUUCUCAAUAAGCUUGUUGCAGCGCGUCAUGAGUUUUCUCAGAUUAUCGGAUAUAGCUCUUAUGCACAAUUUGCUCUACAAUCAACUAUUGCUUCUUCUCCGGAUGUCGUGUUGUCAUUUUUACUGGAAAUGAGUGAGAUUGUCAGGCAUAAGGCUGAUGAGGAGUUUGUCGCAAUUCGGGAUUUCAAGAGGCAAAAAUCUGGCCGACCACAUGACGACUUGGAGCCAUGGGAUGAGACAUUCUAUACUGGAUUGAUGAAAUCAAAUGCAUAUGACUCAAAUCCUGCGGUGGCUGCAUCAUAUUUUCCAUUACACAAGUGUAUUGAAGGGUUGAAGGUUGUGGCUGAGUCGUUAUUUGGUGUAACCUGUCAUUAUGUCCCAAUUGCUCCUGGUGAAUCAUGGCAUCCUGAUGUCCUCAAAAUCUCUUUUCAUCAUCCAGAUGAGGGUGAUUUAGGCUACUUAUACCUUGAUCUGAAACCAAGAGAGAAUAAGCAUCCUGGUUGUGCUCAUUUUGCUAUUCAAGGAGGGCGAAGAAUCUCAAAAACGGAUUACCAACUGCCUGUCGUAGCCCUUGUUUGCAGUUUCUCAGGGUCUAAACCAGGAUCUCUCCUUCUCAAUCACUGUGACGUGGAAACACUUUUCCAUGAGUUUGGACAUGCUCUUCAUUCAUUGCUUUCUAGGACGGAAUACCAACAUUUUUCAGGGACCAGAGCUGUUCUUGAUUUUGCCGAGACACCUUCCAAUCUCUUUGAGUACUAUGCUUGGGACUUCCGGGUCUUGAAGAAAUUUGCAAAACAUUAUUCUACAGGUGAAGUAAUACCUGAAAAUCUGGUGAAGUCAAUGAGGAGAGCUAAACAGAUGUUUUCUGCUACUGAGUUGCAACGGCAGAUCUUCUAUGCCUUGAUUGAUCAAAAACUUUUUGGGGAGCAGUCAUCCUCUGAAAGGGAUAUUGUUGCUCUUGAAGGGGAACUGAAAAGACAAUAUACCAGUUGGAAGCAUGUUGAUGGGACGCAUUGGCACACUCGUUUCAGUCAUCUUGCAACCUAUGGUGCAGAAUACUAUAGCUACUUGUACGCCAAAUGCUUCGCGGCAACAAUCUGGGAAAAGAUAUGUGAAGAAGAUCCACUGUCGUUAACGACGGGAUCCGCUCUUCGGACAAAGUUUUUGCAGCAUGGGGGAGCUAAAGACCCAAGCGCCAUAUUGAAUGAUCUAGUUGGUGAAGGCAUAUUAACUCGUCGUGGUAGUGGUAUGAUUCCUGAUGUGAGAAGCUUAUGUCAUGCAAUGGAGCUUUAG